Molecule: messenger RNA, 1050 nt
Organism: Paracoccidioides brasiliensis Pb18
Exons: 6
Coding region: 1-1050 (349 amino acids)
Source: RefSeq, a predicted model, not a curated record
AUGUGUUGCUUAGUCAUUUCCGACAACUCCGCGCCCAGAACUGAGGAUAUUCUUAGCGCUGAUUGGUUGGAGUGCGGUACCAUUUUAACUCCAUAUAACGAUGCGACGGUUCGCCAGCGGCUGAAAAUGGCCGUUUUCGCGGCUGCUUUUGGCCUCCUGCCAACCGCCCAACCUCGAUCAUCACAUCAUGUUGUUCUCUCUGCUUCCAGUCUCUGUCACUCUCAUCAUGCUGUCUACACCUCUCUUUCCUCCCCUCCUUCACAGCACUACCCUGCCAGUUCUAUUCAUGAAAGUGUCUUAAGUCAUUCAUUACUUGUUCUGUCCCUCUCUACUGUUGGCUCUCCUUGGACUGCUCUGAUCAUGGUGUCUCUGUCUUGUUUGACUGGAUCUGACAAGCAGAGCAGCAGCAAGAUGGAUGUUUUAGCUGCUUUGGAUUCCCUCUCCACACUGAAUGCCAUCAUUUCAGACAGUGGGUAUGAAAGUGGCUCCAUCAGCCAUGACAAAGAUGAUGAUGACGUUCCAGAUGGUGGACACCCCCAAUUGUUCAUAUUCUUAAAACCAGAGUUUACCAAAAGAUUUCUUGGAGAUAAGGAACUGAACAAGUUUAAGAUUCCAGAAAUCAUCUUUGACCCAACUCUGGUUCUCAGCCCGCAUAUCUGCCUGCUGACUAUGCUCUUUCACAUUGGAGGAUUCAAGUCAAUUUCAACAACUGGACCAGUGUUGGAUUCUGCAGAGAAACUCUACAGUGUCAAAGUGCUGAAUGGCAAGGGACAGCAGCCGCUGCUACUGAAGGAUGAAUUACUGGAUAAGUUUGUGUUUUGCCAGACAGAGCUAACAUCCACUGGAUUUAAAAUUUGCCUGGAUAAGAGGAUGACUCCAUCCAUGAUGAGUUCCCGGAUGCGCCAGGCCAAGGAAGUUACAGAGGCUCUUCAGAAUGUCAUGCUCCAACACGCGGAUAUUCGCACCUUUGUCAAGCAUUAUCAGGUGGACGUCGACGUUGACGCGCAGGGAAUAGUCCGGAAAACAGGCUCCCAAACAGAAUUGGUGUGA